GUGAUAAUAAAUGAAAAAAAUAUGUGAAAGUUAGCUCAUUACCCUCAAAAUAGCAGCACGGACGUCUGAGGGAGAAGAGUGUAAGAGAGCACUAAUUAGCUUCCAAUCGUCGCGAAUCUCGUCACCGGCAAACCAACCAUACAAAAUUCAUUUGGGCACACUUAAAAGCCCAUAAAAGAAAAAUGGUUGAGGUUGGCAAGCAUUCCAAAUAGAACCAAAAAAUCAGCGAACUCAUCGCUGCUGGCCGCCACGAACUCGAACAUCAGAGUCUUCAUCUUGCCAAUUUUUUGAAUCAUGAGUAAUCAUAUGAAUUUGAGAGGCAUAUUGGAUGCCAACAAACUGAUCGGACCAAAUUUUCUCGAUUGGCACCGCAAUUUGAGAAUCGUUCUCAAGCAUGAGAAAAUUGGAUAUGUCAUUGAGCAGCUCUUUCCAGAGGUGCCUACUGAAAAUUCCAUUCAGAAAGAGGUGACUGCUUACAACAAACACAGUGAUGACGAUAACACUGCAGCAUGUGUGAUGCUUGCAGCUAUGUCACCUGAGUUGCAGAAACAACAUGAAGAAUGGGAGGAAAGAAUCUCGAAAUUUGUCAUAGUUGUAGAGCGAAUGGACACUUCUUUGAUGAAUACUGAAGUAAGUGUCGAUACUCGGUUUGCAAGAGUGGAUUCCAGAUGUGCUUUAAGGUGGAAAGAGAGAGAGACCGAUAACAAAGGAAAACUAUUCAAAUGCUGUAGUCAGAAAAUGCGAUUUUUGGGAAUGGGUUGGAAAAGGAAAAUCAAGUGGUGAAUCAAGUGUCAUUGAUAGCAAGGCAAAUCCUGCAUCGGAAGAAUUAGUGUCAGAUUUGUCGCGCAUGUUUCAAUAUCAAAUUUAGCUCCCCGACGAAGAAGAUGUCCAGAUUUUGAUGAACUCAUGACAAUCCGCAAGGGCAAAGCAAUCGUGGAGAAGAAUGAAAAAUAAAAGUGGCCAGUUGUAUUAGUAGCUCCAUUUUUUAACGAAUGUUGAUGUUACGUAGGUUUGUAUUUGUACGACUCUUUAUAGCGAACUUCGUGCCAACUUGGUUUGUAAUAAAAACUGGGAAUUUAUGAAACCAA
This is a messenger RNA of Olea europaea var. sylvestris, 1088 nucleotides long. RefSeq lists its product as uncharacterized. The transcript is spliced from 3 exons. NCBI's taxonomy places the organism in Eukaryota, Viridiplantae, Streptophyta, Magnoliopsida, Lamiales, Oleaceae. The coding region runs from base 295 to 783 and encodes 162 amino acids. The record is from RefSeq and is a predicted model, not a curated record.